This is a messenger RNA of Myzus persicae (green peach aphid), 756 nucleotides long. RefSeq lists its product as uncharacterized. The record is from RefSeq and is a predicted model, not a curated record. The coding region runs from base 1 to 756 and encodes 251 amino acids. The transcript has a single exon. Lineage: Eukaryota; Metazoa; Arthropoda; Insecta; Hemiptera; Aphididae.
AUGAAAUGUGUCUGGUCUAAUUAUUCUGCUUCAUCAUGUGACGGAAUUGUUAAUAUAUUUAAAGUGAUGUUUCCUAAAAUAAUUCCAGAUGAGUUUUCUCUUGGCAAAAGUAAAUUUGGGUAUUAUGUAACUGAAGCUCUAGGCCCAUACUUCAGAAAACAGUUGCUGGCAGAUGCAAGCAAUGCUUAUUAUUCAUUACAUUUCGAUGAGACAACCAACUCUGCUGAUUUUAAAGAGUUGCAAGUUUCUAUACAAUAUUGGUCAGAACAUGAAGAAAAAAUUUUAUUCAAACAUCUAGAAACUUUUUUUAAUGGGAAAGCUACAGGUGAUAUUUUAGCAGAUAACCUUUUAAACGCUUUGAAAAAUGCAGAUUUGCCCCUUACAAAAUUACUUAUGUUGGCAAGGGAUGUUCCUAAUGUCAACAAAAAAGUCCAGUCUAUAAUAAAUGAAGUUGUACGAAAGAAACGAGGGACAUCUUUGCUUGAUAUUGGGUCAUGUAAUUUGCAUAUUGUACACAAUGCCUUUCGCAAGGGGUUAGAAACAUUUGGAGCUGAUAUUGGUGAUAUGGUAAUAACUGUGAAUGCAUUUUUUGAUGGAUGGCCAAGUCGUCAAAAAGCUUUCUUGGAUGCACAGAUGAAAUUCAACGUACCACAGCAUUGUUUUGUAAAACACAUUAACUCUAGAUGGCUUACCCUGUCUACUGCUGCAAAAAGACUUCAAGAGCAAUGGCCGGCAUUGGAGCAGUUUUUUCUUUGA